CAAACCCGAGUGUGUGAGCACACACACACACACACACACGCUUCCUCGGCUGCACCUCUGGUGCAAACAUAAUGGAAAUGUCCGGCACAUCCAAGCCUGUGAGGUCUUUCCUCAUCGAGGACAUCUUGUCCAGUAAAGCUGGAGCACCACUGGAUGGGAAAUGCUGCUCGCCAAAGAUAGACAGAUGUUCUCAGAGGACGGAGGAGUCUGGGAAGUGGUCAGAACAACCUCGUCGUCGGGAGUCAGUGUUUGGAAUGCAGACAGAGUCCCACGCAUCCUGUCCCAACUCCUCAGAGUCAGGCUUUUCCUCUGUGGGAAAACAAAAGCGCUCAAGAGCUGCCUUCACACACUUCCAGGUGCUGGAGCUGGAGAAGAAAUUUAACCACCAGAAGUACCUGUCGGCCCCGGAGAGGGCUCACCUGGCCAGUGCCUUGAGACUGACUGAGACCCAGGUAAAAAUCUGGUUCCAGAACCGGCGGUACAAAACGAAACGAAGGCAGCAGACAUCAGAGAACUGUAAGGAUGCGUAUGGCGCAGAUGGACCAGGCUUAAGGGAGGACUUGAUCAGAUCUUCGUUAAUAAGCUCCUUCUGUAAAGCGUAUCAGUGCAGACCCUACCUGUGGGACUACAGCGGCGCCUGGGGUCCCAUGUUAUGGUGAAAAUGAGCAACGGUUUCUAUGAAUCAAAAGACUAAAACUGUUCAGAUUCGUUUCUAUUCAUUACAUUUGAAUUCAGUUCAUGUUUAUGUGCUGAACGUCUGCAGACUGUUACCAUAAAGGUUCAAACAUGCAGUGUGUGGUUUGUGCAUUGUUGUUUAAUUCACUAAUAAAUUAUUGUUCAUACAA
Molecule: messenger RNA, 845 nt
Organism: Nothobranchius furzeri (turquoise killifish)
Lineage: Eukaryota; Metazoa; Chordata; Actinopteri; Cyprinodontiformes; Nothobranchiidae
Gene: nkx3-1
Product: NK3 homeobox 1
Biological process (GO): regulation of transcription by RNA polymerase II; cell differentiation
Cellular component (GO): nucleus
Molecular function (GO): DNA-binding transcription factor activity, RNA polymerase II-specific; RNA polymerase II cis-regulatory region sequence-specific DNA binding
Source: RefSeq, a predicted model, not a curated record